Molecule: messenger RNA, 592 nt
Organism: Vollenhovia emeryi
Lineage: Eukaryota; Metazoa; Arthropoda; Insecta; Hymenoptera; Formicidae
Gene: RpS15
Product: 40S ribosomal protein S15
Exons: 3
Coding region: 98-541 (147 amino acids)
Biological process (GO): ribosomal small subunit assembly; translation
Cellular component (GO): cytosolic small ribosomal subunit; ribosome
Molecular function (GO): RNA binding; structural constituent of ribosome
Source: RefSeq, a predicted model, not a curated record
UAGAAGCGUUCGCCGGAGAAAUCCGUUCUCUCCCCCGCCUCUCGUCGUUUUUCUCCGGCGUAGACCUCCAAGACCUCUUCACCGAAAAGGCGCAACCAUGGCUGAGGCGGAUGAAACUCAGAAGAAGAAGAGGACCUUCAGGAAGUUUACCUUCCGGGGGGUUGACCUCGACCAGCUCUUGGACAUGCCGAAUGAGCAGUUGAUGGACUUGAUGCACGCGCGAGCGCGCAGACGCUUUUCUCACGGUCUGAAACGAAAGUCUAUGGCUCUUGUCAAGAAGCUGCGCAAGGCAAAGAAGGAGACGCCACCUAAUGAGAAGCCCGAGAUCGUCAAGACGCAUUUGCGCAAUAUGAUCAUCGUACCGGAGAUGGUUGGCUCGAUCGUUGGUGUAUACAACGGCAAGACCUUCAACCAGGUCGAGAUCAAGCCAGAAAUGAUUGGCCAUUAUCUUGGGGAGUUCUCUGUUACGUACAAACCUGUUAAACACGGUAGACCUGGUAUCGGUGCCACCCAUUCCUCACGUUUUAUUCCACUCAAGUAAAAUGUACUUCGCUACCUUGUAUCAAUAAAUUUACCAAACGUGUAAACAAAA